Molecule: messenger RNA, 1658 nt
Organism: Lagopus leucura (white-tailed ptarmigan)
Lineage: Eukaryota; Metazoa; Chordata; Aves; Galliformes; Phasianidae
Gene: LRRTM2
Product: leucine rich repeat transmembrane neuronal 2
Exons: 2
Coding region: 1-1548 (515 amino acids)
Molecular function (GO): protein binding
Source: RefSeq, a predicted model, not a curated record
AUGGGCUUACAUUUCAAGUGGCCAUUAGGGGCUCGUAUGCUGGCAGCACUAUAUGCAAUGAGCAUGGUUUUAAAAAUGCUGCCUGCCUUGGGCAUGGCUUGUCCACCAAAAUGUCGCUGUGAGAAGCUACUCUUUUACUGUGACUCUCAGGGGUUUCACUCAGUGCCAAACACCACUGAAAAGGGCUCUCUAGGUUUGUCACUGAGGCACAAUUUUAUUACUGAACUUGAAAGGGAUCAAUUUGCGAGCUUCAGUCAACUUACUUGGCUUCACUUAGAUCAUAAUCAAAUUGCAACAGUCAGAGAAGAUUCUUUUCAAGGACUGUAUAAACUUAAGGAAUUAGUCUUAAGUUCCAACAAAAUCUUUCAUUUGCCAAACACCACUUUUAGCCAGCUGCUUAACCUGCAGAAUUUGGACCUCUCUUUUAAUCAGUUGUCCUCUCUGCACCCCGAGCUGCUCUACGGCCUCCGCAAGCUGCAGACCUUGCAUCUGCGCUCCAACUCCCUGCGGACGAUCCCUGUCCGCCUGUUCUGGGACUGCCGUAGCCUGGAGUUCCUGGAUCUGAGCACAAACCGCUUGCGAAGUUUGGCUCGCAAUGGCUUUGCAGGAUUAAUCAAGCUGAGGGAGCUGCACCUAGAGCACAACCAGCUGACAAAGAUUAAUUUUGCUCAUUUCCUCCGGCUGAGCAGCCUGCACACUCUCUUCUUGCAGUGGAACAAAAUUAGCAACUUGACGUGUGGGAUGGAGUGGACCUGGGGCACCUUAGAAAAGCUCGAUUUGACUGGAAACGAGAUCAAAGCCAUCGACCUAACAGUUUUUGAAACUAUGCCUAACCUUAAAACCCUCCUCCUGGAUAACAACAAGCUCAGCACGCUGGACUCCAAGAUCCUGCGCUCGCUGCCGUCGCUCAGCACCGUGGGGCUCUCGGGCAAUCUGUGGGAAUGCAGCGCCCGGAUCUGCGCGCUGGCCGCCUGGCUGGGAGCCUUCCGGGGCCGCUGGGAGCAUCCCAUCCUGUGCCACGGCCCCGACCACGCCCAGGGAGAGGACAUCCUGGACGCCGUGCACGGCUUCCAGCUCUGCUGGAACGCAUCGACCGCUGCCCCGUCCGCGGCUCCGACGGACGCUCCCACCACCGAGUCCACGAAAGGCAUCAGCUCCUCUCAUUUCCAUAUGGGAGACAAAGAAAUCCCCACCACGGCAGGCAUGGUCGUCACCACCGAGGAACCCUUCCCCGAGCCAAACAAUGCCAUCUUCACUCAGAGGGUAAUUACAGGGACAAUGGCUUUAUUGUUUUCUUUCUUUUUUAUCAUUUUUAUAGUGUUCAUCUCCAGGAAAUGCUGCCCUCCCACAUUAAGAAGAAUUAGGCAGUGCUCAAUGAUUCAAAACCACAGGCAGCUCCGAUCCCAAACGCGGCUACAUAUGGCAAAUAUGUCAGACCAAGGACCGUACAAUGAGUACGAACCCACCCACGAAGGACCCUUCAUCAUCAUUAACGGCUACGGACAAUGCAAGUGUCAGCAGCUGCCAUAUAAAGAAUGUGAAGUAUAAUACUUAAAAUUAAACCAGAUAAGUAACCUAUUUUAAAAUUGUAGGGGACCUACAGCAGAUUCUAAUUUUUACAAAUGUUGACGUAAAGCCUAAUUUUCCAAGCUACUCAA